Molecule: messenger RNA, 753 nt
Organism: Aureobasidium pullulans EXF-150
Lineage: Eukaryota; Fungi; Ascomycota; Dothideomycetes; Dothideales; Saccotheciaceae
Exons: 2
Coding region: 1-753 (250 amino acids)
Source: RefSeq, a predicted model, not a curated record
AUGAGCGACGGCUAUUCCGAUGAUGGCCUACUCGCCUACAAAACACCCUAUCCACCAAGUUUACCCGCUAAUGAGCCAAAUUGGGAACAGUCAAAGGCCUACGGCUCGAGAAGAACCCCAACAGGUUUCGCCGUCCGGAAACUCAACUUCAACGACCCCACCGGACAAGGGAAAUUCAAAAAUCAAGACUGGCCCUUUGAGCAAAGACUUGGUUAUCCGAGUACUAGAGAAGGAUGGCAUCCGUUGAUCUUCAAGUAUGGGCUAGAGGUAUUGGAUGCAGCUGGAUUUAUCAAUUUUGAGACGACGAAGCCGCAUACGUAUAAUCCAAACGGGUAUUGGGAGAGCAAGAGAAACAGGUCUGGGUUAUUGGCGGAGAGGAUACAUCCGGUGUUGAGGAAGGAGAUGUGGCAUUUGUUUACUGAUGAGGAGUAUAAGACCAUAACACCUGCUUUGUUAUUGGCGACUGCUAUACUUGAUGAUCCUGUCAUGCUAUGCCUCUUCUAUGCCCUCUCGAGACCAACUGAUCAACUCACCACCUUCGAAGAUCCGCAUCUUGGUACAUGCAAGAAACUCGAUAUCCCAGCCACACUGACCGAGCAAGAGCAGUGGGAAGUCCACGAAAAACUAUGUGCGAUGCGAGAAUGGACCAGCUUCAGAUGGGAUAAUUCCCAGAUAUUUGUGGAUUCUGGUUCACUGGCGGCGACUACGCCUGAUUGCGCCCUGGGGAGGGACAUUCCAGCCUCCGGCUCGUGA